GCACGUGACCGAUGAGGAUAUUUAUAUACUCUGCGAUAGGUUUUCGUCUGAUUCUUUUCAGAAGAGGAGCAAAAUAAAUUCUGACAAUAGAGGAAAGUUAGAAGUGAACCACGUAGCUGGUUCAAAGUCAUUUGUACGACUUCGUCACGACAUGCGAGAUUCCGUCACUGGCCAGGAGCCCGGACCAGUAGACUUCUACAAAGGGAUUCACUGUCGGCAGUCGACAGGAUCUUGGGUACAUCCUAGAGCCAGCAAGAUUUGGGAGGAGAUGAACACCUUACGCAGUCAACCCACUCCCGAUGGUACUCAGCGGAGUGAGUCAGAGAUCCUGAGUCAGGUGCUUGGCAUCCGUUCUGGAUAUGUGCGUGGGUUUGGCCAUGGUGCCAAGUUCAUGGCACCCGCUAGAGCUGCCUCCAGCCGAUCCAUCGUCAUUGGCGACAGCGCCGUACGCCGAGCUGAUACUGCAGAGAGAGAGGUUCAGCAGUUACAGGUCGUCGUCGAUGACAUUAAAGAUCAGCUGGACAGACAGAGGGAGGAGCAGGAGAGGAGGAUGGAGGAGCAGCUGAGUUUCAUGUUUGUCUCGCUCAAGUUCCAUGCUUCCCUCGCUGAAUUUCAUGUUUGCCUCACUCAAUAUUAUGUUUGCGAUAUGUAA
Molecule: messenger RNA, 652 nt
Organism: Magnolia sinica
Lineage: Eukaryota; Viridiplantae; Streptophyta; Magnoliopsida; Magnoliales; Magnoliaceae
Exons: 5
Coding region: 152-652 (166 amino acids)
Source: RefSeq, a predicted model, not a curated record